GCCAGCGGCCAGCUGAAAUGUAGCUUUUGAUUGCGGGAAAAACACUGAAUCAAAAAAAGUUUGUUUUUAUUGUGAUUUUCCUUUAUCUGUGAAGGCAAGCCAGCCGAAUUUUUCGACGAAAAUUAUUCAGAACGCACGUCUUUUCUACCCAGCACAGAUCGCAAUUCUUUACAUGUGUUCAAGAAGGUUUGGAACGAUAUUUUCUGCUCGAAAUGGCGUUGAGAGCCUCAACAAGUCCUAACAAGGAUGGAAUGCAUACGCCAGCAAAACAAUCAGACCUGAACAAAAAUUCCCUGAAUCGUUUGAAGCUUAACAUUUUGACCUCAACUGCACUCCGACCACGUGCCAUCAGCCAUGCUGGACUUGGCCUCAACGAGACCGACAUCUCAGAAAUCAACUCGCCUUACCGUGCCAACACAGUGUCAAGAGAACUAGCUUCCUUUACCCAAACUGAACCAAGAGCUCAUUAUCGUAAGUCGGCGUCGCAUUUGGACAAAAUUUUAGGGAGCAUAAAUAAAUGCGUUCUGCCCAUGAACGAUGUUGCGGAUGAUGCUGACUCAGUAAAUGAAAACGCUGUCCACAAAUUCAGCCUUAAUUCACCUGGCUCACAUUAUCAAGGGUAUCAGGAUCUGUCUUCUCUGGGAAUUCUGAGGCAAUCAGAGAUGAUUUCUCCGUUUGAUACAGCUGGCAGCCAUAGAUUUGUUGGCGAUGAAGUAGAUGCAAAGUCAAAUAAAAACCACUCACCUGAAAAGAUUCAAAAUAGUGCUAGAGAUACAUGUCUGGAAUCAAACUCCAGCUUUGAUCUAAGCAAUUUCCUCACAUCUUCUCAAAAGUGCGAUUCCUUUAGGCCAACCAGUCUGCCAAACACUUUCCUUGAUAACAUUGACUUCAAACCAGCAGAAUCAUCAGUUGUGCGUGAAAUGUUCAAAAAGGCGGAAGAGGAAUUCCAAACACUUGGUGUGCGUCAAACAGAUCCCAGCCUUACUUUUGCAUCACCAUCUGGAGAUGCCAGGAAAUCUUGGGUUAGCCCUGAAAAACGAGCUCAGCUAGAUGGGAAAAGGCUCACCAUUGGCCAAUAUUUCCAGCUGAAGUCAUCAGACUUGAAAGAGCUUAGCCAAAGUCUCGAUAGCGAUGAAAGUUUUUGCUCGCAAGUAGCCACUGCCCUUCCACGAGGACCUAAACCAGAAUACAUUCAAGGAUUUAAAGAAACAAUUGACUUGACAGAGAACACAAGAAAAAACACAAUAACAUUGGAUGAUACGCAAAAUGGAGAUAUUCAAAAUAUUUCAGAUUUGGAUCACACUUUGGUACCUGACAUUGAAGCAUUGAGUAUUUCGACUAUUGCUAAUCUCAUGGAUGACAGGAAAGGGAGUGACACAGUUGUGAGGGAGUUGCUUUAUCUGGCAAACAAAAGUGAUGAAGCCAAUCUAAGAUCUCCUCGUAACAUCAGAGGAGAAGCGCCCCUGACACCCAAGAAGGCAGGUUCGCGCUUGCCCCGUCCUCAGUCCAAGGUGGUAGCAGCAUCCAAACCUUCAACUGUUCGAAGCAUCAGAGGAACUGGGCACCUUGUCUGCCUUGAUACAAAAAUUCGAGGGCAAAAAGUAGUGGCUCACGCCUGCAACUUGUCAGUCACAGUGGUCAAUGAGGGUAGCGACACAUUGCAAUGUGAACUAGUAGACCUUGCAGAUAAUGGAGCUUAUUCUGUCACCAACCAGUCACAACCUGUUAUGCUCCUGUCAAAGAGAAAAGCAACAUUGCAGGGAACAAUAAUUUUCCAUCAACCUGGGGAAAUUGAAGUUAAUGUUGGUGUUCAGACGAUGGACAUAAGGAGCAAGAAAAGGAGCUCAGUUGUUGCUCCUCCCUUAAAAGUUCUUGUUGACCCUCAAAUUUAUCUAAAAACACCUUACAAAGAUGGAAUUGACUUUGGCUUGCAUGCUGAGGAUACAAAAGCUACAUCGUUCUUUGAAAUUAUCAAUCUCAGCCCGGAUGAUAUUCCAAUUUGCAUCUCCAUUGAUCAGGAUGCUGAAGAGAAUUCAUAUUUAUUGAUGGUACCCCCCGAGGAAAGGGGAGGUGAAGUGAGGCUCUCGGCUUGCAUGGCAUUUUCUCUGCCUGGAACUCACGAUAGAAAGAAUGCUACAAGUGUCAACAUUGGAAUUGUGUUUUUCUCACCAAAUUUGAGCUCCGUCACAGGUGAUAACCUUGACGUUAGUGGGACUACUGCUAAAAUUGAAGCCACGCUAAAAAUUGAAACCUCCGAGCAUGAGGGAGCACAUGAAAUUUCAUCACACCCUCAAAAGUUGUUGGCGAAAUGCCCAAUUAUUGGGCGUGUAGGACUGACACAACUACUAGUAACCAGCAACACCUUGACUCUUAUCCCUGGAGUGUCUCAAGAAUUGGCAGUCAAGAACGCUGGUGUGGUACCUCUUAGCUUGCAAAUUGUACCUUACUGCAGAUUCCAAAGAAAUACUCAAGAGGAGAAAUCCAUUCAUGUUGAACCAUCAGAAAUGCUAUUGUUACCUGGAGAGGAUAAGCAUUUAUUCAUAACAUGGGUUCCAGACAUCGACAAUGCUGCUAACUUCAUUUGUGACCUGCACCUCAUGUAUGAUAAUCUUGCUGCUGAUCAUGUUGUCACUUUGGAGUGCAAAGUUCAAGUGGCCAAAGAUCGUCUACCAUUGAGGACUACCAGGCCUCAUGUGGCAUGGGGCUCUACUCGGCCUGGUGAUACAUCCAAACAAACUUUGGGAUUUCAGAAUGUAGGCUCCUCGGAAAUUACCGUAGGAUUCCGAACUGUUGGGGAUUACAGUGAAUUGCCAUUUAAAAUUUUGAGUGAUACUGAUGAAGUGACAUCUGAACUUGAAAUUCAUUUUGGGCCUCAGCAAAAGAAAAACCUCACCGUCAUGUUCAGCCCUACAAGAUUAGGCCCUGCUUGUGCGGAGAUUGCUAUGUUGCCAAAGUCGUCACCAAAUUUCCUUCAUAAGAUUAUACCUCUGUCUGGAUUUGGGGGACACAGCAAAAUAAUACUUCGACAAGUUUCAACAUCCUUGGGAAACAAAUGGAUUACUUUGAAACCCGACUUCGGAGAUGCAAUUGUCGGCAAUCUCACUCUCUACAAUGACGGAACGAUUCCUGCAUUUGUCAAAAUCACAGGAUCAUUGUCCAUACCCGUCACUGAAAAUAUGUCCUUAACAUGCAAUCCCGACGUAUUGUUUGUGCCACCUAAAGAAAGUGUAGAUGUGUCAGUCAAGCUCAGUGGUGUCCGUUCUGUAAUGAGCCGUACCCCCUCUAGUGAGGUGAAAACAUUGGCUGCAUUGCACAUAUCAACCAUUAAUGAAGUUACCAGGAGGCGCCUUAGAAAAGUGCUCCCAACCUUAAGCAGCAAAGAUCUGAUCAAUUUCUUGAAAAGUGAAAAUGGCGCAGGAAUGAACAGCCUAGUCUCUACUAUUUUAAAUGGAGAAGAAAAAUGUGUCAGUGAAUCAAAUUUAGAGCAGCUCAGAGACUUUUCAGGCGCAAGUGCAUCUUUCUUGACCAAGGAUCUGGAAGUGAUCAAUGUUGAACUAAGAGCUGAAGGUACAGGUGCAGGGAGAGCUUUGCCUGAGCUCGACACCAUCGAAUCGUUCGUCAGCAUAAUGGAUAAAACAGCUAAUGAAACGGACAUGAAUCAAAUGUUCAACAGGGACAUGUACAAACGAGAAUGGGACUUGGAUCAGAAAGAAGUGACUUUGCAAAUGGAGAACAACUUCAAAGCAGCUAUCCAAGCAACAAAUUUCACAGAGAAGCCUCUCAGCCUAGAAGUGGUAUGUGACGAGGGCCUGGAAGCAACUCCAACACACCCUUGCUUGGCAGCGUACAAAACGGCAAUAAUAUUCAUUGCAUUCAACCACGAUGCGCAUCUGCAGAUGAUUGUUGACAAAGAAGUGGUUGUGUAUUCCAAAAAUGAUCGAGUGUCUGUGCGUGUUCGGGUUCUUCCCAAGCCACGGCAUAGAAUGGUCAUAGCGGCUCGCAAACCUCUGGAGCCGUCGUUUGCCAGCUGCUCUUCUUCAGUUCCUCCACCAUCACCUGCCCACUCCAACUAUUCAUCAUCGUCAUCUUCCUCUUCUGGAUCAGGAAGUGGCAAUUCAUGGCACUCUAUUUUGUCUGCGCACUCUGACGAUGAAAAGUCCUCGGAGGUUUACACUGAUACGAAGACUGUCGUUUUCCCAUAUACGCCCAAAGGACACGAGUCGACCGUCACCCUCACAAUUUUCAAUCGUUCUAGUUUGGACAAAAAUGUCUGCAUCAUCCCACCAGGAGAGCCGUUUUGGAUUACCGAUAACUGCUCAUUAGUGAUUCCUGCCAAGUGGCAUGUGUACGUCAGGCUCUACUUCAGACCCACUAUAGCCAGAGAUGUGUCCAGCACCCUGAAAAUAAAGGUCGAAGGGUACGACAAAAGCAUCAUUGUGCAACUCCAAGGAUUGACUGACAAUCAUUGAUUCACAAAAACGCCAAACCGCCUCAUAAUCGAGUCAGCGGAUAAAUUUUAUUUACUUCUUCAGUAGCUAAGCUUGUUAAUUCAAAUUUUUGCUUUACUCUGCCUGGCACUAUUGAAUAUCACCAGUAAGCAUUCUAUCAAUGUAUGUUAGUUGUGGUAAAAUUCGGUAAAAUUAUCAAAACUUGAUCUUUGCUACACUUCAAAGCUUUGGAAGCAACUAUAUAAUACUUAAUUUAAUAUUUCUAGAUUUUGUUGAAGCUUUAAAUGUCGUUGACAUAGAUGUUAAUUUGUGAUAACUGUUUUAACGCACAUGGGGAAUGUAACGUGAAAGAAAUCUGAAAUAUUUUGAUAAUAUAUCGAUGUGCGAAUUACAUCAGUUUUAUAUUAAUAUCAAUCGUGUACCUCUUUAAGCAAUUUGAAAAGAUAAUUAGAAAAUAAAAAAUAUUUAAUAUAAU
Molecule: messenger RNA, 4923 nt
Organism: Neocloeon triangulifer
Lineage: Eukaryota; Metazoa; Arthropoda; Insecta; Ephemeroptera; Baetidae
Exons: 24
Coding region: 213-4469 (1418 amino acids)
Source: RefSeq, a predicted model, not a curated record